Vicia villosa (hairy vetch) is the source of this 1826-nucleotide messenger RNA. RefSeq lists its product as uncharacterized. The transcript has 6 exons. The record is from RefSeq and is a predicted model, not a curated record. NCBI's taxonomy places the organism in Eukaryota, Viridiplantae, Streptophyta, Magnoliopsida, Fabales, Fabaceae. Bases 258 to 1208 code for a protein of 316 amino acids.
AUCAUCGUCGAUUCAUCCAUCACAUUUUCAAAAUCUAUGCUUUGCUGGUAAUUUUCAUAAAAUCAUAAAAAUUAAGGGAAAUAGUUUGUUCUAAUAUUCUUUCAGUGUCUUUGGCUUCGGUAUUCCACAGUCUUCCCACAAAUUCCCAAAUUGCUGUAAAAGUGAAACUGAUAUUCCCUUAAUUGCAGAGUAAUCAACUCAGAACAAGAUUCAGAGAGAUACUAGAACGGCAGAAAAAGUCAUUUUCAAUAGCUCAUAUGGAAGAUAAGAAAUACAUCCAGAAUUUGGAAAAAGAGCUGCUGAAUUGCUCUCAAGAAAUAGAUUAUCUUCGGGAUCAACUCAGUGCAAGAAACACGGAAGUUAACUAUCUAAAAGAUAAUCUUGAUUUGAAACUCAAGGAGAUGGAAGAUUUACGAAAAGAAGUUUUCAGCUUAAGGGAGGAGCUGAAAAGAUCCAAUUCGAAGCAGUUUUCUUUGAUUCGGGAGCUAGAGACUAAAGAAGCGGAGUUAGAGCUAUCAGCAUUGUCCGUGGAGAAACUGGAUGAACCAUUUUCAUCCAUGGAGUCUCAGUUUGAAGUUGAAACUAUGAAGCUUGAUAUGAUGGCCUUGGAGCAGGAUUUAUUCGAGACCAAGAAAGUUCAGGAUGAAACUCUCGAAGAAAAUAAUAGACUGAGUAGAUUGAUUAAUGAGUUACAGGGUGCAUUGCAUGAUGCACAAGAUACUAUCAUCUAUUUGAAUGAAGAAAAUAAGGACAUUAAAGAGAAGCUUGAUGCUGCCAACAUGAAUACUAGAUUAUUUUCUCAAAAGGUUGAAGACUGGCUGGAAAACAAGGACAGACUACAAAUCAAGGAUCAGUCAAGAAGCAAAGCAGAAGACACAAGAAUUUAUGGAGAAAUAUUGGGUCCACUCCUUGGCAUUUUAACAAUGAAGUUAGAUCCAGAUGCAGAAUUAAAAGAGGAGAUGGAGAUGUCCUGUCAGAUCCAAGAAUAUGAGUUUCUUGUGGAGAAACUCAAGGAAGAAUUAAGAGUGGAAAAGUUGAGGGCAAAGGAAGAAGCAGAAGAUUUAGUUCAGGAAAUGGCAGAGCUGAGAUACCAACUUACAGGUCUGCUAGAAGAAGAAUGUAAGCGCCGUGCUUGCAUUGAACAUGUGUCCUUGCAAAGAAUUGCCGAGUUAGAAUCUCGGCUUCGAAGAGAGCAUAGAAACCAGUAACUGCUGUCGGAUAUUUUCGGCUGGUAUUGUUUAAGUCUUUCCGGAUUGGCUUUAAAGAAUGGACCUUCAAGUUCAAGGUUUGUAUCAAUGCAUCUCAAAAGUACUAACUACUAGAGUCUACGAAGUGGAACGAUUGAACUCACAAUGCUUGUUAGAAAAAAAUGGAGUUUGCUACAUUCUUAAUACCAAAGUGCUGAAGAUAUCUCCAUGCCGGUUUCUACAGCAUAUAAGUACGCUAUCAAUCUUCCACUUUCCUUUAUGACUCUUGUGAAGUGUUUCACAAGAUCACUUCCUCUAAUUUGAAUUGCUAUUCUUUCUCAGGGGUUGUAGUUUGGAAAAGCUUCAAUGGCAAGGAAAUUGAUAUAAUCUUGACAGUGUUUUUUUUUUCUUCUGGGUGAAAAUUGAAAUCUAGGAUUUCUUCUUGUGCCUUGGUGUCAGCAUCUAUUGAAGUCAAAAGAUUCAAAUGAAACGAAUUACAUGAAACUCCAUUGUAUGACAUAAACCCCAUUGUUGUUGUUGUUGUUUGAUGUCCUCCAUCUUUAGGGCCACAAUAUAUGUUAAAGUCUAAACACUAUUUUAAAUGAUUAUAUUUGAAAUUUAUCUUAGUUUGCUUCUUUA